Papaver somniferum (opium poppy) is the source of this 507-nucleotide messenger RNA. RefSeq lists its product as uncharacterized. Lineage: Eukaryota; Viridiplantae; Streptophyta; Magnoliopsida; Ranunculales; Papaveraceae. Bases 1 to 507 code for a protein of 168 amino acids. The record is from RefSeq and is a predicted model, not a curated record. The transcript has a single exon.
AUGGAGGUUACUAAGUCCAACUGCAGCAAUAAUAUACUUCUCACACAAAGAAAAUACACUCUUGAACUGCUUGAGAAGACUGCCAUGCUCGACUGCAAGCCUUCCCCCACACUUGUUUCAAGUGGCACAAGAGUAUCUCUUCAUGCUGGUGAGUUACUUCCAAAUCCAUCUGACUAUAGAAGCAUUAUUUGUGCUCUUCAGUACUUAACACUUACCAGGCCAGAUAUCACCUUUGUCGUUAACUUUGCAUCACAGUUCCUUCAUGCACCUACCUAUGAACAUAUGAUUCUAGUCAAGAGGAUAUUGCGAUUUGUCAAAUCCUCACUAGGGUAUGGUAUAACCAUAAGAUCAGGUGACAUUACCACUAUCUCUGGUUACUCAGACUCUGAUUGGGAUGGUUAUCCUGAUUCGCGAAGAUCAACAUCUGGCUACUGUGUUUUUGUCGUCUCUACACUUGUUUCAUGGCAGUCCAAGAAACAACCAACUGUCUCUCAAUCCUCCACAUAA